AAGCCCACCCAGCCAGCACUGACUGCUGCACCCGGCAUUUCGCUCCGCAACGCGGUCGUUCAGUGAUUACACCUGUUCGGACCCGGAUUAAUUGUGAACGCGAAUCAUCUUUAUUCUAAUGGAAGGACACUGCCAUUCAUGGGCCCAAACACCAGUACAGGGAACCCAAACUGCCACAUCUAAGGGCCUCUUUGCACGCUGCAUUUGACCGCUGACCGACCCGCCCGUUCACACACUUGUUGGUGACACCUCGUGAGGCCACGCUGAGGCUAAUUGCUGGGAAGAUGCUGCGGCGGUUGACAAAUCUGCGACUCGUCUAAAUUAUACUAUCAGUUUCAUGACUAUUUAAAGGAGAAAAAAGGAGUAGAAGAGGAGCAUUCACCUCAAAGAUGCUCUUCAGCAUCUUGCUCAUCCUGCACGCCAUUUAUGGCGGCGUGGUCCACACCAUGCAACAUUACCCGGCUGCCUGGGGACAUUACGACGUGUGCAAGUCCCAGAUCUACACAGAAGAGGGUCUGGCGUGGGACUAUAUGGCCUGUCAGCCCGAAGCCACCGACAUGACAAAGUAUCUGCGGGUGGCCCUUGACCCGCCCAACAUCACAUGUGGGGAUCCGCCAGAAACCUACUGUGCUCUGGAGAACCCUUAUAUGUGCAACAAUGAGUGUGAUGCAAGCACUGAGGAGUUGGCUCAUCCACCCGAACUGAUGUUUGACUUUGAGGGACGCAACCCUACCACCUUCUGGCAGUCCACCUCGUGGAAGAAAUACCCAAAGCCACUACAGGUCAACAUCACGCUGUCAUGGAACAAGACCAUCGAACUAACUGACGACAUUGUCCUCACUUUUGAGUCGGGUCGACCUGAGCAGAUGGUCCUGGAGAAGUCGUUGGACUACGGUCGGACAUGGACACCCUACCAGUUCUACGCUACCGACUGUUUGGACGGCUUCACCAUGGAACCAAAGACAGUUGGCGACCUUACCCAGCGCACCUUGUUGGACAUCAUCUGCACCGAGGACUACUCACGAGGUUACGUGUGGAAGAAUGAUAAGACGGUGCGCUUCGAGAUCAAGGACCGCUUUGCACUAUUUGCUGGGCCACGCCUACACAACAUGGCCUCCUUGUAUGGCCAGCUGGAUACCACCAAGAACCUAAGGGACUUCUUCACCAUCACUGACCUAAGGAUUAGGCUGCUGAAGCCGGCGACUGGAGCCACCAUGGUAGACGAGAACAACUUGUCCAGAUACUUCUACGCCAUCUCCGAUAUCAAAGUGCAAGGAAGGUGCAAGUGCAACCUGCACGCCAACAGCUGCGUGUUCGACAAGGGGAAGCUGGGCUGCGAGUGUGAACACAACACCACGGGACCUGACUGCAGCCGCUGUAAGAGGCACUACCACGGCCGAGCCUGGAGCGUGGGCUCCUACCUCCCGAUACCCAAAGGAACUGCAAAUAUAUGUAUACCCAGCAGUCACGGACCUGCGCAUCGAGCAAAUGCGUCAUCUCUUGGCGUCGCAAAUCGUAACCAAGCCCGGGUGUGCGACAACGCAAUGCUGCGCUGCCAGAACGGCGGCACAUGCCACCACCACCAGCGCUGCCACUGCUCCCCGGGCUUCACCGGCAUCCUGUGUGAGAGGGCCCGCUGCCAAGGCCCUGGCGAGUGUGACGUGCAACUGUCGGGAAGGGCCAGCCACCACUAUGCCGCUAGCCAUCUUGCUAUCGCCUCGCUGUUACUAAUUGUUUCUCUAUGCUGAGUAACCAAAACCCCUAAGAAGGACACGCACGCAACAAGGUGGACCUAUGGAUAGUGUGGACCAAAUGCUGAGCAACCUGGCGACUAUUUUGUACGUCUCAGGACGCCGUAGUACGCUAGAUGGACUCAUGAAACGUCACUGCUGUCUUGAUAUCUUUCACGGGAAACUUAUGUGAUUGGCUGACUUUGUUUGUUAAAGGAGUACGGCGAGAACUACCUGCUAACUGUAAAAAUCAACAGACUUUCUUAGAAGUAUCGUUAAAAAUCAAUUUAAACUUGGCCAUUUUCUAGGCGCGCCAAGUCAGGCAAAGGUUGACAUCACAGAUGUUUACUACCCGUCACCAUGGCAAGCCUUCUUAACAUUGAAAAGGUUUAAUAUCUGGAAUUAACAUUGUAGAUGAACAUCUUUCUCACUAAUCAUGAUUACAUUUUAAAUAGCUUUUCCAUUUAAGACAUUUGUAAUGUAGUUGUGAUUAAUUCAAAUGAAAGAUAGCGAUUGAUCUAGAACAAAUGGAGAUUUUGCGAAUCGUGCGGUUUUGGCUUCUUCAUCCAUCCAUUUACCCAUUAUCUGUAACGCUUGGCCCAUCAUAACCAACUUUGUGCGACAGGCAUGGUACAAUACCAAGUAGUCCCCAGUCAAUUGCAGAGACAGACAACCGUUCACACGGUCAUUGACAUCAAUGGAAUAUUUUAAGUUUACAAUGACCUUAACAUGGGAAUGUAGGAGAAAACCAGAAUACCCAAAGAAAACCCACACUGGCAUUAGGAGAACAUGCAAACUCCAUCCAGGAAGGCUCUGAUUCAAACCCUCAACCUCUGAACUGUGAGGCUGAUAUGCUAACAAGUAUGUAUUACUCAGCUGCCAGUAUCCACAAUUGUGUCAGUUACAGAUAUUUGAAGAGUAUACUAAUAGAUUAACGGUGUGAGUUUCACGAUAUAUAAUAUUGCGAUGAAUUGAAGAUAUCCUGAAGUGAAAAUAUGACAAGUAAGCAUCAGAUUGUAUAAUAACAAUUGCAACAUAGAGAGCAGUAUUUCUCAUAUUAGCAAAUGAUUUGUAGAUAUACAUGAACUGCAACAGAGAGAAAAUAACUAAUUGUGGAUAGGAAGAAUGCAGCUUUGGAAUAGCUUAAAUGUUUUUCAUGGUGAGGCAAACUGAAUGACAGACGUCUGCAAAACAUAUCCAAUGUAGAUGUUAAAUGUUAAGAAGGCUUGCCAUAUUUCAUGCUGUGCUGGUGUGUCAGUGCUACAACCAACGUACCAACUUAAUGAGUAGCUCUUUCAAUGAACACUAUUAUGGUUGAAAUUAACAAUAUAAAAUAUGGUGGUGUGUCAUGAAAUUUUGAGGACUGAAGUUAAAAAAAAAAAAAAAACUUUUCUGUAACCUCUCUGAAGUCUAAGGCUACGUUUACACAAGGACAGAUCAUUUUCUCCGUGGUUAUUUUGCUGACUAUUUUUAUACCUGUCCUCACUACAUUUAAGGUGCAUUUACGCUCCCCCCUCCCUGCAAACUACCCAUGCGUAGAAAGGACCAGCCUAAUGUGUUACGUCAUCGUCCGAACUGGAAACUCAUUACUUGCCAGCGAGAAAUUUCUAAAUUACUACACCUUCUAGACCAGGAGUCAGGAACUUCGUUUUGUUAUCACUGUUUUUUCGUGAACGCAUUUGAACGCAUCACGCAGAAGUUAGAGUGAAGGGACUGAGGGCACACUCGUCUUUUACGAGCAGUCGCCGAGUUGUGAUUGAAAUAACUCUUUAGAAAACAACAAUGAAAACCUGCCAUCGUUACUUGGGAUGUUACAAUCGAUGCUCAGUUGCGCACUCACCACUUGGAAAAUAACAAAUAGAAAAAUAUGGUGUGCGUAUAUUUCCUGGAAGUGGAAACUACAACCAGGAGGGCUUGUGCAUAACAGUGGCGCUCCAAGAGGAGACAACAGUUUUGACAGGCGAAAACGUCAUGAAAAUGAAACACACCUCUGUGACUUACGGUACCAUGCGGUUCACUUUUCCUAGUUUAAUUUUCCCGUACGCAUUUUUAUAUACUCCAAAUCUGUCGGCACAGAGUUGGUCGGGGCCAACCCCGCUGCUGGCUUAUCAGAGACUUAAUGCAUGAGAUGAGCUCUGUAAUAACGCUCAUCUCUAUGUAAUCCUCGAUGAGAGGACCACCAAUGAGCAAAGAAUUGAAGCAUAUUAUUGCGACGUACGUUUGAAGGUUCAAGAAAAAUCUGUAAAUGGAUUAUCAGCUAAUCACAGCUCGUUCAAUUCGAGCGAGAGGACCGGUACCACAUUUAAACUUGCGGGUUGGCGGAGAGGCAGAUGCACUCAUCAAAAGAGCCAGAAAUGACUCGCGAGACAUCAGUUCCUGAGACCUGUUCUACACUCUAGAUCAGACACAUCCAAAGUCCGGCCCGGGGGCCAAAUGGGGCCCGUCGUCAAAUUUCAUUCGGCCCCCAGCCUCUUUCAAAAAAUCAAUAACGUCUGGCCCGCACACACUUAAUAAAUUGGUUAGCAGUACUGCUACCAGCAUAUGAAGUAGCUUACACACUAAAUGCUGCUCCUCAUUUACCCACUAAAAAGCAGCAGCACUCUAAGCAACAUUACCCAGUGUGACCCUUACUUCCAAUUUUCUAAAAUGACCACAAUCAACAAAAAAAAGUUGACUGCGACGGCCAACGCUUCAAGGAUAGGUGGAAAUUGCCAAACAAGACACGCUGACAUGUACGACAAGAUUAUAGGGAAGAUACGCAGCGAGAAAUUGAAGCAACUUGAAGCUAGUAUAAUUUCACAGCAGCAGUAUUUUGCAAGAGCCCGAGAGUUGAAAGAGAGCGCCACAAAGGCUAGUUGUGAGAUUCUUGAAAUUAUUAAUUAAAAAAAUAAUAAAGCAAAUGUGACAUACAGAAUGGGUUGCUAAAAUUUGCUUAAAUAUAUUGUUCUACGUAAAGGACGUCAGCCAUGGUCGGUCCCCCGCAUUUUUACCACACCAAAUCUGGCCCCCUUUGCAAAACGUUUGGACACCCCUGCUCUAGAUGAUAAACUGUAAACAAUGACUGUAGAAAAGUCUUGAUCGUCCGCUUCAAUUAGGGCUGCAGCUAUCGUUUAAUUUAGUAGUCGAUUAAUCGAUGAACUAGUUAGUUCGAAUAAUCGAGUAAUCGGAUAAGGAACAUGAAAAAUUAAAAUACUUGAGCUGAGCCUCAAAUGGGUUUUUUUUGUUUUCUUUAAUGAGCAUCUAUGGACAACAAAAGAACAAUUGGCUAACUUACAUACAAAAUUCCGCUAGCUGAAAUGCGAUAAAUUGCUAAAAAAUUUUUACAAUCCUCUUCACAAAUGGUUCAGACACAUAUUCCCACAAAAAUGGCUAAAUAUACCUAUAAACUAAAUUAUGAAUGCAUUAAAAAACAUUAGCUCAAACAAAAACUUAGCUUACGUUGGUCUUAACAGGGAGCAGUUCGAUUCAGCAAUGUGAAAUGCAGCAGACUAGAGGGCCUGUGUAUCCACCCUGAUCAAUAAAACUAAAUGCAAACACUUUCAAAAUAAACCAUUACAAGGCCACUGGAACUAAACGAAUACUCAAAGCAAUAAAAUUUAAUUCGAGUAUUUUUUCCUAAUCGAAUACUCGAGUUAAUCGAUUUAUCGUUGCAGCACUAGCUUCAAUUGUUAACAAUGUCGUCAUGCGGUACUAAAACUGGCACUGGCACGCUCCAUGACGUCACUUCUUUUGUAUCCAAUUGUUAUACGGAGACACUCGUCUGUAUCAAGCGGCAGUUAAUAUUAGCCAGCUACCUACUCCGUGCAAGAACUUACACGGAGAACAGGUACAUUAGUGUAGCCGACUUGACGUAUAGUCUAACUAUUACACGUUUAAAGCCAUUAUCCGUCCCUGUUUAGACGUAGCCUAACACACUUUCCUGACUUUCUCUGCCACAACCUCACCCACUGCUGCAAAGCUCAUUUGCAGCUUGGGAAGGUAUGGGAGAAGAAGGUUCAGGCAUGUACAAAGGCGUUUUAACAGUUGUUGUUUUUUUCCUAGGAACAUGCAACAUAUUGUUGUUUUUGCUGUAUACUUGUAUAUCAUUACUUUUCAGGAAAACAAGAAACAGUUUUAAAAAUGUAAUAAUAAAUACAGUAAGUGCUUCAGUUACCAAACGUACCUCAAGUUUGUAUUACACACCAUCAGUCACCAUCUAUAGUACUGUUGCGCACCAACAAAAACACACUAGCCUCUAUCUCAAAGGUCAUAGUGCUAUUGCAAUGAAAAAAAUUAUGAGCUGACAAAAAUAAUUCCACACAUUCUUACUUUUGUGGCUGAGCUGUUGCUUCUGCACGUAAAUAGAAGCCCCUUUCCCAGUAUUUUGGCCUACCAGUAUUGUAGAAACUUAUCAUUGCAGUAUCAAGAAUAAGCAUUUAUAUACAGUAUCACAAAAGUGAGUACACCCCUCGCAUUUCUGCAGAUAUUUAAGUAUAUCUUU
This is a messenger RNA of Corythoichthys intestinalis (scribbled pipefish), 6210 nucleotides long. Its product is annotated as netrin-G1-like. Gene Ontology annotation, cellular component: basement membrane. Gene Ontology annotation, biological process: tissue development; animal organ morphogenesis; substrate adhesion-dependent cell spreading. Lineage: Eukaryota; Metazoa; Chordata; Actinopteri; Syngnathiformes; Syngnathidae. The transcript is spliced from 7 exons. The record is from RefSeq and is a predicted model, not a curated record. The coding region runs from base 390 to 1748 and encodes 452 amino acids.